AUGAUUAUCCCGGCUAUUUUCGUUUUUGUAUUUGGUGCGUACUUGAUAUAUUGGAUCGUGUACUCUUGGCGAAUGAACAAAUUGACCGCAUCACUACCGGAGCCUCCGUCUUUGCCUCUACUCGGGUGUGCAAUGCGUUUUACAGGAAAUAGCGAGAAAAUGUUUCAGAACGUUGAUGAAAUAGCUCAAAUAGCAUUGGCACAUAAAGGUUGUGUCAAGAUAUGGCUUGGUCCAAAAAUGUAUGUGGCUAUCGUUAAUCCAGAAGACGCACAAGUAGUAUUAGAUAAUUGCCUUGACAAAGAUACUGUAUACCGUUUCCUGAGACCUUGGUUGGGGCACGGCCUCUUUAUUGCACCAGUGGGUCUGUGGAAAAUGCACAGAAAAGUUUUGUUGCCAAUAUUUAGAAAUAAAAUAAUAGAAGAAUAUUUGAAUGUCGUCAGUGACCAAGCUAACGUUUUGCUAGAAAGACUUGAAGAAAAAGUGGAUAGAGAAGAUUUCGACGUCUUGAAAUACAUCACUGCGUGUACUUUGGACAUUGUGUUUGAGACAGCCAUGGGUGAGCGCAUGGACGUACAACACAAACCAGAUACACCAUAUUUGCAAGCGAGAGAAACGGUCAUAACAAUUAUGAAUAUGAGGCUAUUUAAAGUGUGGCUACAACCUGAUUGUCUUUUCAAUCUCACCUCAUAUGCCAAACAACAGAAAGAAAAUAUUGACCUCACGCACAAGUUCACGGACGAGGUUGUCCAAAAAAAACGUUUCGACUAUGAAAAUAAAAGGGACAAUAAAAAUGGAGAACAGACGCCAGACGCUGUUCUGGACUUGCUGUUUGGAAGAGAGAUAGACUUUAGUAAUGAAGAACUUCGCGAACACAUAGAUUCCAUUACCAUUGCCGGGAACGAUACUACGGCGUUGGUCAUCGCGUAUACUUUGGUGUUGUUAGGCGUCCAUCAAGAUGCACAACAGAGAGUAUUACAGGAACAGGAAGAAAUCUUUGAUAAAUCAAAACGAGGAGUAAACAAAGGAGAUCUCCAAAGAAUGCACUUCUUGGAACGUGUUGUGAAGGAGAGCAUGAGGCUCUACACUGUUGUUCCUUUAAUUGCUAGAAAUGUACAUGAGAAUAUACAUCUUCCGGGUUGUGGUGCAACAUUGCCGGCUGGCACGGGAGCAGUGGUUGCUGCUUUCGCUAUGCACCGAUCAGAAGCGAUAUGGGGGCCUACAGCUAACGAGUUCGACCCUGAUCGUUUUCUCCCAGAACGAUCAGUUGGGCGCCAUCCCGCUGCAUUUGUACCAUUUAGUUACGGAACAAGAAACUGUAUAGGGCGAAAUUUCGGCAUGAUGAUUAUAAAGAGCAUAUUAUCGAGUGUUAUGAGAUCAUACCAUAUCGAAGCGCAACCAAUUGAAGGACUUAAAAUGGAAAUGUUGCUCUUUCCCACGGAGGGUCAUCAAAUUAAAAUUUCAAAAAGAUGA
Messenger RNA from Achroia grisella, 1470 nucleotides. RefSeq names its product cytochrome P450 4c3-like. Gene Ontology annotation, molecular function: heme binding; iron ion binding; monooxygenase activity. NCBI's taxonomy places the organism in Eukaryota, Metazoa, Arthropoda, Insecta, Lepidoptera, Pyralidae. The record is from RefSeq and is a predicted model, not a curated record. The coding region runs from base 1 to 1470 and encodes 489 amino acids. The transcript is spliced from 10 exons.